UUUCAGAGAGUUUCAGAGUUCUUCUUCAAUAAUCCUUAAUUCCACUCUUCACUGUCCAUGAUAGACCCCCUGCUUUCUUGAGAUUCAGAAACUAUACCGUUUCUUUCACCCUCCGCCAUGGCCCAAAAGCUUCAGCAGCAGCUCAAGGAGGUGGGAUCCAAGCUCCACACUCCUCCCACCACUAAAGAUGCUCUCAUUAAGCUCUUGAAGCAAGCUGCAGGAUACCUUUCUGAACUGGAUCAAUCACCGUCAGCUUCAAUUUUGGAGUCAAUGCAACCUUUUAUUAACGCAAUUAUCAAGCCUGAAUUGCUUCAACACCAAGAUAGGGAUGUCAAACUUCUAGUUGCAACAUGUAUUUGUGAAAUAACACGAAUAACAGCCCCUGAAGCUCCUUAUAGCGAUGAUGUUUUAAAGGACAUCUUUCACUUGAUAGUGGGUACAUUUAGUGGAUUAAAUGAUACUACUGGUCCGUCAUUUGGUAGGAGAGUUGUCAUUUUGGAGACACUUGCUAGAUACAGGUCGUGUGUUGUAAUGUUGGACCUCGAUUGUGAGGAUCUGGUUAAUGAAAUGUUCAGCACAUUUCUUUCCGUUGCCAGGGAGGAUCAUCCUGAAAGUGUUCUCUCGUCGAUGCAAACUAUAAUGGUUGUUCUCUUGGAGGAGAGUGAGGACAUUAGAGAGGAGCUCUUAUUUACUUUAUUAUCCACUCUAGGUCACAAUAAAAGUAAUGUUUCUUCGGCUGCAAGGAAGCUUGCUAUGAAUGUCAUACAGAGUUCUGCUGGAAAACUUGAAGCUGCUGUAAAACAGUUUCUUGUAACUUCAAUGUCAGGAGAAAACAAACCACCAUACAAUCUGAUUGAUUACCAUGAAGUUAUUUAUGACAUAUAUCGAUGUGCCCCUCAGAUCCUAUCAGGAAUUGCUGCAUAUCUCAUAGGAGAGUUACUGACUGAUCAGCUGGAUACUCGUCUAAAGGCUGUUAGAUUGGUCGGAGAUCUGUUUUCUCUUCCUGGCUCUUCUAUAUCUGAAGUUUUUCGACCAAUUUUCUCCGAGUUUCUAAAAAGAUUGACAGAUAGGGUUGUUGAGGUUCGUAUGUCUGUCCUAGUGCACGUGAAGAGCUGUCUACUAUCGAAUCCUCUUAGGGAUGAAGCAUCUGAAAUCAUUUCUGCUCUUUCUGACAGGCUAUUGGACUUUGAUGAAAAUGUCCGAAAACAAGUUGUUGCUGUAAUUUGCGAUAUGACAUGCCUUUCCUUAAAUGCAAUUCCACUCGAUACUAUAAAGCUUGUUGCUGAACGGCUUCGAGAUAAAUCUCUACUCGUUAAAAGAUAUACAAUGGAGAGGCUAGCUGAGAUAUACAAGGUCUAUUCUGUGAAAUCUUCCGCUGAACCAACCAAUCCGGACAAUUCCACCUGGAUUCCUGGGAGGAUUUUGAGAUGCUACUAUGACAAGGAUUUCAGAUCUGAUGUGAUUGAAUCCACUCUUUGUGAGUCAUUUUUCCCAUUUGAGUUUCCAGUGAAGGAUAGAGUUAAACAUUUGCUCAGAGUUUUCUCCACAUUUGACAAAGUUGAACUCAAGGCUCUCGAGAAGAUUCUGGAGCAAAAACAAAGGUUGCAGCUAGAGAUGCAGAGGUACCUGUCUCUUAGGCAGAUGAACCAGGAUGGUGAUGCUCCUGAGACCCAGAAGAAAAUACUGUUUGGCUUUCGAAUAAUGGCUCGGUCAUUUGCUGAUCCUGCAAAAUCUGAGGAAAAUUUUCAGAUUCUUGAUCAAUUGAAAGAUGCCAAUGUCUGGAGGAUUUUGAGCAAUCUCAUUGAUCCAAAUACGAACUUCCAUCAAGCUUGCAACUUGCGGGAUGAGUUGCUCAAAAUUCUGGGUGAGAAACACCGCUUGUAUGAUUUUCUAAACUCAUUAUCUGUGAAGUGUUCCUAUUUACUUUUCAACAAGGAACAUACAAAGGAAAUCCUUCAGGAAGUGGAGAUUCAAAAAUCUUCUGGCAGCAUGCAAGACAUAAAGUCUUCUAUGACUAUGUUAGUGAUUCUUGCACGCUUCAGUCCUGUGUUAUUCAGUGGGUUUGAGGAGGAGCUAAUCAAUUUUCUUAAAGAUGACGACGAGAUAAUUAAAGAAGGAAUCCUCCACAUUUUAGCCAAAGCUGGUGGUACAAUCCGCGAACAAUUGGCUGUUUCAUCAAGCUCCAUAGACCUUAUAUUAGAGCGGCUCUGCUUAGAAGGCACUAGAAGACAGGCGAAGUAUGCUGUACAUGCUUUGGCUGCUAUAACAAAAGACGAUGGGCUAAAAUCACUUUCUGUUCUGUACAAGAGGCUUGUGGAUAUGCUCGAGGAGAAGACCCAUUUGCCUGCUGUACUUCAGUCUCUCGGAUGUAUAGCUCAGACUGCAAUGCCUGUUUUUGAAACUAGAGAGAAGGAAAUUGAAGAGUUUAUUAUAAACAAGAUUCUCAGAUGUGAUUCGAAAGUGGGAGAUAAUGCGAAAACCUCUUGGGAGAAUAGAAGUGAGGCUUGCUUGUUAAAGAUAUUUUCCAUUAAGACCUUGGUCAAGAGCUAUUUACCUGUCAAGGAUGCUCACCUCCGUCUUGGAAUCAAUACUCUUCUAGAGAUCCUUGGUAACAUUCUUGCCCAUGGAGAAAUAUCAAAAGAUAUCAAAUCAAGUUCAGUUGAUAAAGCCCAUUUAAGACUUGCAUCUGCAAAGGCAAUUCUUCGACUAUCUAAGCAAUGGGAUGAUAAGAUACCAAUUAGUACCUUUCACUUAACCUUAAAAACACCUGAGAUCACUUUUCCUCAAGCUAGGAAAGUAUUCUUGAGCAAAGUUCAUCAAUACAUAAAGGACAGAAUGUUGGAUGCAAAAUAUGCAUGUGCGUUCUUAUUUAACAUAAAUGGUUCCAAUCCAUUUGAGUUCGAUGAGGAGAAACAAAAUCUGGCUGAUAUUAUUCAAAUGCAUCACCAAGCUAAAGCACGACAACUGUCAGUGCAAUCCGAAACCAAUUCAACACCAGCCUAUCCGGAAUAUCUAGUGCCAUACGUGGUCCAUGCUCUUGCUCAUCAUUCAUGCCCAGAUGUUGAUGAAUGCAAGGAUGUCGAAGCAUAUGAACUAGUAUAUAGGCGAUUGCACCUAAUUCUUUCUCUACUAGUUCAUAAAGACGAAGAUGUCAAGUCUGAGGCUAAUAUUACCAGGGAGAAGGAAAAUAUUUCUACCAUAUUCUCCAUCUUUCAUAGUAUUAAAAAUAGUGAAGAUAUAGUUGAUGCAACAAAGUCGAAGAUUUCAUUUGCAAUUUGUGAUCUUGGAUUGUCAAUCAUCAAGAGAUUGACCAGGAAAGAGGAUGAUUUUCGAGGAUUGACUGCAUCAAUUUCUCUGCCUUCCAUGUUGUACAAAACGAAGGAAAAGAAAGGAGGAGAAGAUUCUGUUGCUGAUCAAACUGAAAGUGAAGCAAAAACAUGGUUGGUUGAUGAAACUGUUUUGGCUCACUUUGAGUCACUCAAGUUAGAAUCAACUGAGAUUUGUACAGAAGCUGCUGCAGAUGAGGUUCAGAAUAAAGAUGAAAAAGAUGGAAAUAACGUGCCUCUCGGAAAAAUGAUUAAAGUUAUGAAGUCAUCGGGAUCAAGGGGAAAAAAGUCUAAAAAUGUCAAGAAGAAACUGGUUGAGAAGAAUGCAGAAAACGAUGUUGAUAUCUUGACAAUGGUGAGGGAAAUAAAUCUGAGUACUACGAGCAAACUUGAAUCAACCAAUGGUCGUGAAGAUUUUCAUGUUAAGAGAACGAAUGUGGAUGCAAUGCCUGCAAGGAGCAAAAAAAGAAAAAGUAGUGAUGCAACAUCUAUUCCAGUCUCAAAACAUCAAAAAUCAUCAUCUGGCCAUAGUCGUUCUAGAUCCAAAAGUACUUCAAAGGCACAUUCACCUGGUUCAGGAAAUACCUCACUGAGUGAAGUUGACAUGGGGAAAAACCAUGAUUCAGAUGACGAUGUAUCCAAAGCGAAGAUGAUUGGAGGAAGCAGAGCGUCAGAUUUGUUGGUCUCAUGUUUGAAAAAGCCUACAGUUUCUUCCAAGUCUAAAGCCAAAGGUUCGGGCAAGGGUCAUUAUGAUGAGGAAAAUGACCUUGAAAAUUCCAUCGACCUUGUUGAUAAGCAUUCUAGUGCUCCGGAAAAGGUUGAUAAGAACAAGAGUAACUUGAAAUCCUCAAGUGGGGGUGUCAAGAAGAGGAAACGAAGAAGCAUUGCAGGAUUAGCAAGGUGCAUGUUCAAGUAUGGAGAAAAUGAUAUUGAAGACUUGAUUGGAUGCAGAAUUAAAGUUUGGUGGCCCAUGGAUAAACAAUUCUAUAAAGGCACAGUGAAAUCUUAUGACCCAAUAAAAAGGAAACAUGUGAUACUAUAUGAUGAUGGAGAUGUUGAAGUGCUCAAACUUGAGAAGGAGCGGUGGGAGAUCGACAGAGAUCACAAAACUUCAAAGAAACUAAAACUGUCCAGAAGUCGUCCUUCCCUCGAAGUUACACUUGGAUUGAAGAAUAAAGACUUGGGUGGUUCACGUUCUAUUAAGAAACCAUUUAAAAUAGCGAAAGGAAAAAGGACACCAAAGAAAAAUUUAAAGCAUAGUCAAAGUGAUGCAACAAAAUUAAAAUUUUCGGAUGCUGGCGAGAAAGGGAGUUCAGAUAUUUCAAACCCCGGAAUUUCCAAAAUGUCUAAUGUAUAUAACAAAGUGGACUCAGGUGAUUCCGAAGGGGAGCACAUGCAGACUCUUGACAAGGAGUUCACAGACCAAGAGGACUCUGACAGGGAAAUCAAGUCAGACUCGAGAGGAAGAGGUGAAGGGGAACAUUAUAUCGAGGAAUUCGAUGAAGAAGAGAAGCCUGAUGUUGACCAUGAUCUUGAUGAGGAUGCUGAGAGUUUUGAGCAAAAUGCUGAUAACGCAAGAGAAAAAGUUGAUAAAGAAGACAUGGAAGCUGACGAGUUGGGUUCAAGAGAGAACAUAGACAACGACGACUCCGAAUCUGGAAAGAUUCAAGGGACCAUAAGGGAACAACAAAGUAGUCCCAGAGAGGAGCAGAAAGGCAAGGUUGAUGAACUUUCUGAUGACGAGCCUCUCAGCAAGUGGAAGCAUCGAGCGGGAAAACGAGGCUUGAGAUGAACACAGUCACAAGUAUAGUAUAGUUGUCGAAUACUUUCAAAAGGCCAAUGGCUAUGGCGGAUUCCAAGUGAGCUGCUGAGAAGAUGAUAGGUGGUGCCAAGUGGGUGCCAGUUUCAGUAGGCAAAAGGAAUGUGAGAGGUAGAAUAUACUGACCAAGUUGCUUCACAGCACAGCUACAUGUAGAAGGCAACAUAGCAGAGACGCAGUUUCUGAUGUUUAGGGGAUCAAAAUAUUAAAAGGAUUAAUAGCUUUUGAAGUAGAGGGGAUACAUGAAUAGGUGUUUUGCAUAUAAUAUCCGUAUCAUGCCUUUUUUUGUGUUUACUGCCUUUAUAAGACCUUUCUGGUUUCGAUGUUAAAAAGUGGCCCACAUGUAUAGUUUGAAUAUACAUGGUUAUCAUAUAUAUAAUGUAUUGAUAUUGAAGAA
Molecule: messenger RNA, 5542 nt
Organism: Cucurbita maxima (winter squash)
Lineage: Eukaryota; Viridiplantae; Streptophyta; Magnoliopsida; Cucurbitales; Cucurbitaceae
Product: sister chromatid cohesion protein PDS5 homolog A-like
Exons: 34
Coding region: 118-5118 (1666 amino acids)
Biological process (GO): DNA repair; mitotic sister chromatid cohesion
Cellular component (GO): nucleus; chromatin
Source: RefSeq, a predicted model, not a curated record